Chinchilla lanigera (long-tailed chinchilla) is the source of this 2339-nucleotide messenger RNA. It is a transcript of the gene Zscan26, whose product is annotated as zinc finger and SCAN domain containing 26. The record is from RefSeq and is a predicted model, not a curated record. Gene Ontology annotation, biological process: regulation of transcription by RNA polymerase II. NCBI's taxonomy places the organism in Eukaryota, Metazoa, Chordata, Mammalia, Rodentia, Chinchillidae. Gene Ontology annotation, molecular function: DNA-binding transcription factor activity, RNA polymerase II-specific; RNA polymerase II cis-regulatory region sequence-specific DNA binding. The coding region runs from base 261 to 1568 and encodes 435 amino acids. The transcript has 5 exons.
GAGCGCCGUGUGCCUUGGUAUAGGGAGCCCUUGGCCUUCGGGGGCGUUUCCUCAGUGGGGCCUGGGCUUGAUUUGCAGCCCGUAGGCCUUGGGAGGGGCCCCUUUUGGGGUGCAGAAAAGCCUUCCCCGAGAGGAGAUGCCAGUACGCGCGGGCGGAUGUUAAAGCUGGGCCUCCCGGAGAGCCGGUGUUAAAGGAACACCCUUCAGGAUACAGCCAAAAGAAAGUUCUGCAAAGCAGAGAGACCAGCCUAGAGCUAGGGAUGGCUGCUAUGCUGGAAGAGGGACUCCAGCCGCAAGGAAACAGCAAAGGCCUUGGACAGGAGCCACUGUGCAAGCAGUUCAGGCAGUUGCGCUAUGAAGAAACUGCAGGGCCCCGGGAGGCGCUGCGCCGGCUCCGCGAGCUCUGCCACCGGUGGCUGCAGCCCGAGACCCACAGCAAGGAGCAGAUCCUGGAGCUGCUGGUGCUGGAGCAGUUCCUGGCCAUCCUGCCGGAAGAGCUGCAGGCCCGGGUGCAGGAAAAGCAUCCUGAGAGCGGGGAGGACCUGGUGGUUGUGCUGGAGGACUUGCAGCUGGAGCAUGGAGGACAAGGACAGCAAGAGGACCCAGACCGGGAAAAGAAGCAGUCACUGCUUGUGGAAGUACCAGACUCUCUGAGAGCAGUGCAGGCGCAGCAGGUCCUGCCUGGGUAUGAAGGCCAGAAGCCUAAGAAAGAGGAGGAUGAGGAGAUACAGAUUGAGAAUGGAAAACUUACAACAACAGACUCUUGUGAUACAGAGGAGGAACCCCAGAAGAAAGCUGAACCCAGAGAGGCUCAUUUUGAGGAUUGUAACUUGGAAAGGCAGCAGGGCAAGCCCCAUCACUCAGACGUGACUGAAUACAGAAGCACACACACAGGAGGAAAGCUGUGUGACUCAGAAGUGUGUCAAAGUUCUGUACUUACCGGACAUCAGAAACCCCUGUCUAGAGAGAAAGGCCAUCAGUGCCAUGAGUGUGGGAAAGUUUUUCAGAGGAGUUCACACCUUGUCAGACAUCAGAAAAUCCACCUUGGUGAGAAGCCUUAUCAGUGCAAAGAGUGUGGGAAAGUCUUCAGUCAGAAUGCAGGCCUUUUGGAGCAUCUCAGAAUCCAUACUGGAGAGAAACCUUUUCUAUGCAUCCAUUGUGGAAAGAACUUCAGGCGCAGCUCUCACCUUAAUCGACACCAUAGAAUUCACAGUCAGGAGGAACCCUGUGAAUGUAAGGAGUGUGGGAAAACCUUUAGUCAGGCCCUGCUUCUCACACACCAUCAGAGGAUCCACAGUCACUCCAAAAGCCACCGGUGUAAUGAGUGUGGCAAAGCCUUCAGCUUGACCUCAGACCUCAUUCGGCAUCACAGGAUUCACACUGGAGAGAAACCAUUCAAAUGUAAAGUAUGCCAGAAAGCCUUCCGACUAAACUCACACCUCGAUCAGCACAUAAGAAUCCAUAAUGAAGAAAAGCCCUACAAGUGUACCGAGUGUGGAGAUGCCUUCCGGCAGAAGUCAGGUCUCUUUCAGCAUCAGAGACAUCACCACAGAGGCAGACUGGCCUGAUGAGUGUUCUCUCUGUACAGAACAUCAGAAGCAACAGAGAGAAGCAGACAGCAUGCCACAGCAUGCCAGGAAAAGUCUCUGGCCAACUAAUGUCAGAAAAUACUCUAACGCCAAGUUGAAAGCCAUUUGCCUCCUUUCUGUCUCUCUCUCUCUCUCUCUCUGUCUCUCUCUGUCUCUCUCUGUUCUUUGAAGCUGGCCUUGGACCACAGUAGACAGUCCUUUACAAUCAAAGCAAAACAGUAGUCCUCACUACAGGACCUCGAAGAGGCGUUAAUGUGAUUGAUAAUUGCAUGGUUGUGUAUCUCCACACAAGCUGUACUCAGGCCUCUGAGAACAGCAGCCAGUCAAGUGUCCACAUAGACUGAUGCAAAACAAGGGAUGGUUAAUAUUUCAGAUACUGUAGCAACAGAUUCAUUUUCUCCACCGGCUUCUCACACACACACACACACACACACACACACACACACCCUUGCCGCCUUUCAGCUUUACCUCCACACUCCCUAUGUACAACCAAAGCAUUUUGGAAAUUGAAGUUGAACUCUCUCUGGAGUACUUGUCCUCGUAUCACUUUACAUUUUCCAUCCCCAUCUCCACCACAUCUCACUGGUUCACAUUACAAAGCAAAGUUUUACUUAGACUCUGGAAGUGAUUUCAAGAGUCAUUUUGAGUGAACUGUGCUGAAUCAAUCCAAGUAGCAGCUGUCUUGAUAACUCCAGUCCUGGUACAGUGACUGCUGCAUAGAUGCUAUUUAAUAAAUGUCCAUGGAAGAAA